GGAGACCAUUACUUUCCACCACUUACUUCUGCCCCAUAAAUACACUCGCACACUGUUAUAGAGCAUGUGUGGUUGUGUGAUUCAGAUCAUCCAAGAGGAGUGUUCUGCUCUCACGCCUUUCUAUAGUGACUGCGAGAACUCUAAGUCCGUAGACAAGAGAGUUUUGCAAGCUCCUGGCACUGGUUUGGGCCAUGCCGGACCUGAAGAAGUACUUCAUCGAGGGCCUGAUUCAAGUGGCUAUUCUUCUCAGUCUGUCCGGGAUGCGUGUGGGCGUGGAUCCCUACCUGCCCCCUUUUAGCGAAAUCAUUCAGGGCCCAAGUUUAGCUCUAACUCAGACUCAAUUCCACAAUCUCCGAAACAUCCUGGAUGGAUAUAACCUGCACCCAAAAAGCAUAGACCUAGAUGGGUUCUUCACAGCCCGCAGGCUUCUGAGUUGGGUACGUUCCCUAGACCGCCUGCAGGUGCCAGCGGCAGAGUUGGAAGCCUGGUUGGUCCACAGCGAGCCUGACAAUGGAGUCUCCAUUCCAGGUCAAGUGGGUCUGCUUGAGGAAGCUGGAGGACUUGAAGAUGUGGAGGAACCCUCAGAGCUAAGCAUGAGGUUGGGAAAUGGAGGAGAACUGGGUUAUGAUGUACUUGAGGACCAAACCCUUGGACCUUUGGGGCACAUGCCAAGAAACCUCAACCAUUCAGAUGAUGAUGAACUCAUUAAAGAGGAGGGAGAUGGUAUGUCUUUCGACUGGGAACAAGAACCUCAGCAAAAUGUCCACCAGGAACAGUUGGAAAAUACAAGAACACAACCUCUCAGCUUGUUUAAUGAGGAAGAAGAGGAUGAAUUUAUGGUGGAUAGCUGGAGAAAUACAAAUCCCUUUCACAACCAGAUGUUUGGAGAGGAUGUACAGCUGUCAGGUGUAAGGGAAGACACUUCUCUUUCCAUUGAAGAGUGCUUGCAUCUCAUCGAUGCCAACUUCCCCUCAGAAGAGGAUCCAGAGUUGACAGGUCCUGGUUUACAGAAUGUAGGAGAACAUACACUUCAGUUUCAGAGGCCACUCAUCUCACCCUUGUUGCCUGAACAGGAAUCCGCAUUUACCUUAGAGCAACAGUGGCAAGAUGUUUUGUCCAUCAUGGAGUCACAGGACAUGGAUAUAGCCGAAACAACAGGCGAUUCCCCCCUCAAUACAAGUGAUUCAGACAGAAAUACUGGAUCCAUGGACAGCUUUAUUCAUCAGGAUGUUAGCCUUCACCAAGCCACUCUGCCAAGAUCCACCGAAGCACAAAACAGCAUCACCAUGGAAGAAACCUGUCAGAUUAACAACUACUCCAUGCCAAACAUCAACUUGGACACCUCUGCUAAUGUAGAAGCUUUUGAAGACUCGGAUAUCAUAGACCUCCUUACUGGGACUUGCCUGCCAAGCCCAUUAGAUCCUCUGCUGGAGGAAGCCAUGCUUGAUGAGAUUGGACUAAUGGAUUUGGCCUUGGAAGAACCUAGCCAGGCACAAUCUGAAGAGCAAAACCAAGCAGAUUCUGACUCUGGUUUAUCCUUGGACUAUAGCCAAAGCCUUACCUCCCCUAGUGGAUCUGAAUCUUCCAGCUCCUCAUCAUCUUCUUCAUGCUCUUCAUCACCCUCGAGCCCAACCCCUAGUUUGAUGCCCGAGGAAGGUGCCGUGGGCUACACCCAUAUCAAGGAGGAGGAUGAUGAUGGAGCUGUGGGUGGCUUCAUGCCAGAACAAACCAAAAUGUGUCAGUCAAGUUUUUUGGAAGCCAGGCAGUUCCAUCAUCUUCCUUGGCUCGAACACAUCGGACAUGAUCAUACCUACAACCAACCUCAAAUCCAGAAGAAACCUCCAAAAGAUCCUUUCGAUGAGUCCAAAGAGAAAGCGCUGGAGCAUCUGUCCAGCCGGGAUGAGAAACGUGCACGUUCGUUGAAUAUCCCGUUAUCCAACGAAAGCAUUGUAAACUCGCCCGUUGAGGAGUUCAAUCGUUUGCUAGCAAAAUAUCAUCUCAAUGAAGCUCAGCUAACGCUCAUCAGAGACAUUCGCCGCAGGGGUAAAAACAAAAUGGCUGCUCAGAACUGUCGUCGAAGGAAGCUAGAUGUCCUAGUGGGAUUGGAGCGUAAUGUGGAUAGCCUGCGACGCCUCCGGAUCAGACUGCUUAGGGAAAAGUCUGAGAUCUUGUGCUCCAUCAGGGAGAUUAAGCAGCUUCUUAAUAGCCUGUAUCAAGAGGUAUAUGAGAGACUAAGGGAGGAACAGGGACUGCUCUACUCUGACAACAACUUUACUUUGCAGGAAGACUGCACCAGCCCUAUAACAUCACAACGCAGAUCAGAUUCACACUCCAGACGCAAACUUAGCAAGAGACAAAAACGCAAGAAGUGAGGAGGACUCUGCAAUGAGCUGAUGUUGAUUAGUUCAUGUCCACCUGCUGGUUUUCCACAGUCCAAAGGAAAUUUGCACCAAGUAGGGUAUUUUUACCCAAGAGAAGAUGCUGUGUAGGCACAUAAUACAACUUGACAGAAAUUGAAGUUCUACAAAGAUUUGAUGUUAAUUUAAAGGGCAAUGCGAGUUUCCUUGACUUCUGACAUAAAAAAAGACGUUUAAAUAUACUCUAAAAACAGAGUAACAGGCAGCAAAUGUGCGGUUUGUGCCUGAGGCUGAGUCUAGCCAGAGAAAGCACUCAAAGCUGUAGCCGAUGUCACAUGUAAAGCAGGCGUUUCUUAAAGGCACAGCAGUAAAUAAUAGAGUUUAUUUCUAAGGGCCACAGAGAGGGUGGAAAAUUGCCAAAAAAGCUCAAAUCUGACUUUAACAACACCUUUUAAAAAAAUCACAUUUUUAGUGACAUUUUUAUGAAUAUUGCAGUUUAUCGACUAUUUAUAAAUGUAUUAUGAUUUAUCUGUGCACGUGAUGACGUGUGCAAGGGCAGGACAAAAAUCUCUCCUUUCCAGCAACCUGUCACUGAUUUACAUGAGAUUACAGCAAUUAGCAAAAAAAAAAAAAAAAUCGAUUCCCAAUAGAGAAAAUCCUAUUUUUCUUGCUCCGUUUCAUUUGGAUGUAUCACAAUAUAGAAGAAAAGACAAUCACAACAUUCAUGCUGACUUUAAGAACCAAACUGGGCUACAAAAACAUCAGGAGUAUCGGAAAUUGUUCCCAAAAACCAGUAAAAUAAUCCUAUGUUAGAAUGGCAAUUGUGUUUGGAAUUAUGCUUGGAAUCCAAGUAUUGAAACAAAGUUUUAAUGCAUUUUAAAUAUUGCUUACUGGUUUAAUAAAAGUGUUGGUUUGCCAUCUCAUUAUAGGGAACACCAUACAAUGUACAUUUAGUUUUGAGCUCGAUUAACAUUAACUAUAGUAGUCAACAUUUGAAGUGGAUCAAAACCUUUAAUCAAAGUUGUCCUAAAACCUUCUUAGGACAACUUUGAUGAACUUUUUUGAUCCACUUCAAAUCUUGACUACUGUAGAUUACAAGGCUGUAACAUUUAAGGAUUUGUGACCCACCAUGUUUUGAGUGAACUGGAAUUCUGUCCUUGAGUUUGUGUGGUUUAUUUGAGAUUGUAUUGCUGGAAGUAAUUGAUGAAAUGGUAAAAUACCAGUUCUGCAUUUGAUUUCAUUAAUAUUUUGAAAUAACUUGUAAAUAAUUUAAACCCUUUUUAUAUUCAAUUGUUUAUAUACCUUGUGUUAAAUAUUUUGCAGUGAAUUUAAGUUCUUUGCGACAAGCUCUUUUGUUUUAAUUAAAAGCUAUUUAUUGUCCUGAA
Messenger RNA from Ctenopharyngodon idella (grass carp), 3742 nucleotides. RefSeq names its product nfe2 like bZIP transcription factor 1a (gene nfe2l1a). The transcript has 6 exons. The record is from RefSeq and is a predicted model, not a curated record. Gene Ontology annotation, molecular function: DNA-binding transcription factor activity, RNA polymerase II-specific; RNA polymerase II cis-regulatory region sequence-specific DNA binding. Gene Ontology annotation, biological process: regulation of transcription by RNA polymerase II. Gene Ontology annotation, cellular component: nucleus. Lineage: Eukaryota; Metazoa; Chordata; Actinopteri; Cypriniformes; Xenocyprididae. Bases 192 to 2372 code for a protein of 726 amino acids.